This is a messenger RNA of Trichoderma breve, 1098 nucleotides long. RefSeq lists its product as uncharacterized. The transcript has 7 exons. The record is from RefSeq and is a predicted model, not a curated record. Lineage: Eukaryota; Fungi; Ascomycota; Sordariomycetes; Hypocreales; Hypocreaceae. Bases 1 to 1098 code for a protein of 365 amino acids.
AUGAUCGAUUUCGGCAUCGACGCGCCGUACGGCAAGCGCGAUGCCAUUGAUGAUGGGGAUCCGAAUCCUCGCGGCGAGAGUCUCGCGCACUUGUCCAUCAUAUUCGUCUCUCUGGCGGGCUUCUUCGUCAUAUUGCGGAUGGUAACGAGAUAUUUUCACACCAAGGCCUGGGGAGCUGACGAUGUCUUGAUUGUUGCGGCACUGGCUCUUGCUUGUUGCAUGACGGCUGCUUACAACGGAGAGGCUGGGAAUGGAUUUGGACUUCACAGUGACCAGAUCGAUGCGCACCACAAGAUAUUAGCCUUCAAGAUCCUAUACAAAAUCACAACAUGCCUUACCAAAAUGUCCCUGGGCAUGCUGUACCUGCGAAUCUUCCCGGACCGCAAGUUCCGCAUGGCCGUCAUCAGCGUCAUGGCGGUGACUGCGGCUUACACGCUGGCCGCGGUGCUGAUGACGAUCUUUGCCUGCAAUCCCAUCGAAAAGUCUUGGAACAAGCCCUUGCCCGGCAAGUGCGUCAACUCUAUCAGCAUUUGGUACUCGACGUCUGUGUUGAACAUUGUGACGGACAUGUUGAUCAUCGGGUUGCCGAUCAACGAGAUUCGACGACUCCAACUGCCGCUGGUGAAGAAGUUGCUGCUUUGUGCUCUCUUUAGCCUGGGUAUCUUUGUCAUUGCCUGUACCGUUAUACGAAUGAUUACUGUAUCGCCGCAGACGACCGCUUCGGAUCAGACUUAUUAUCAAGCCGUGUCCAACAGCUGGACGUUUGUCGAGACUAAUGUCGGAAUCAUUUGUGCUUGUCUACCGAUCGUCUGGGUACCUCUCACUAGACAGGUGCUUCGAUGGCUAGGUCUCGGCGGAGAGGAAACGACAGUCACGAGCAAGUCUGCCUACGCCCUCGGAUCGCACAACCAUGUCAGCAGUGCACGAGCACGCACCAGCCGUCGCGAUGCGGAGGGCGAUAGCGUAGAAGAGCUCAUGUUUGACGGCAUCAAGAUGACGAGGAGGUUCAGCGCUCAUGUAGUCGAGGAAGAUCGGGGUCAGAAAGACGCUUCCCCUGAUGACCGCCCGUGGGAGAAGAUCCCCAAGCCGCCGAAAUAA